AUGGGCACCGCGUACUCCCAGCCCGAAAGCAUCAAAAAGCUAAGCUCAGAGGCUAUGCUAGCAAUCGUUUUAGCAAUAAUCCUCGGCCCUGUGGUCCUUAUAGUCGGCACCUUGCUCAUCCGAAAGUGCAUCCGAAGUUGCAAAUGUGUGGGAUGUCGAAGCCAUCGUCACCAAAAGGAAGUAAAGAAAUGGAGCUCGGGUAGAACACGAGAUGGGAUAGAAAGAGAAUGGAGGGGGGAUUCGGCGUUAGAGUUGGGGGCUGUUAGUUGUGCUGGAAAGGGGAGUAGCUGUGAUACUGCUACUUUAGAGCGUAGUCGACCGCCAUCUUAUAGAAGUCUUGAGGAUUGA
Orbilia oligospora ATCC 24927 is the source of this 348-nucleotide messenger RNA. RefSeq lists its product as uncharacterized. The transcript has a single exon. The record is from RefSeq and is a predicted model, not a curated record. Lineage: Eukaryota; Fungi; Ascomycota; Orbiliomycetes; Orbiliales; Orbiliaceae. The coding region runs from base 1 to 348 and encodes 115 amino acids.